Molecule: messenger RNA, 2159 nt
Organism: Oncorhynchus tshawytscha (Chinook salmon)
Lineage: Eukaryota; Metazoa; Chordata; Actinopteri; Salmoniformes; Salmonidae
Product: acidic mammalian chitinase-like
Exons: 11
Coding region: 84-1523 (479 amino acids)
Biological process (GO): chitin catabolic process; carbohydrate metabolic process
Cellular component (GO): extracellular region
Molecular function (GO): chitinase activity; chitin binding
Source: RefSeq, a predicted model, not a curated record
ACUGGAUAAACUAUUUAAAAAGCCAGGCUUAACUUCUCAUCACUGACGGUUUCUUCGGUGAAGUUCCCACGCAAAUAGUCAAGAUGUCUAAGCUGACAAUCUUAGCAGGCUUGUGCCUGGUGCUGUGCCAGUUUGGCGCUUCCACCUCAGUUUCCACCACAGCUGCUGCUUCUCCCAAAAUGGUGUGCUACUUCACCAACUGGUCUCAGUACAGACCAGACAAAGGGAAGUACAAGCCCGAGAAUGUGGACGCCCACCUGUGCACUCACCUGAUCUACGCUUUCUCCAUCCUCAACCACCGCAAUGAGCUGGCCACCUACGAGUGGAAUGAUGACGUCCUCUACAAGUCCUUCAACGCCUUGAAGACCAAGAACCCUCAUCUUAAGACUCUGCUGGCCGUCGGAGGAUGGAACUUUGGUUCUUCCCAGUUCUCCAUCAUGGUGAGUACUGCUGCCAACCGUCAGACAUUCAUCCAGUCGUCCAUCAGCUUCAUGAGAACCCAUGGUUUUGACGGUCUGGAUCUGGACUGGGAGUACCCCGGGGCCCGAGGGAGCCCCCCGGAGGACAAGAAGAGGUUCACUCUGCUCUGCCAGGAGCUAGUGGCAGCCUACGCAGCUGAGGCCAAGUCCACCGGUAAUGCCCAGCUCAUGCUGACCGCUGCCGUGUCCGCUGGAAAGGGAACCAUCGAUGCUGGAUAUGAGAUUGCCGAGAUUGCCAAGUCUCUGGACUUCAUCAACGUGAUGACCUACGACUUCCACGGAACUUGGGAGAAAUUCACUGGACACAACAGCCCCCUGUAUCGCGGUGCUCAUGACGAGGGAGAGCUUAUCUACUUCAACACUGACUACGCCAUGAAGUACUGGAGAGACAAUGGCACCCCAGUGGAGAAGCUGAACAUGGGCUUUGCCACCUAUGGUCGUACCUUCCGCCUGACAUCAUCUGACACCAGCGUUGGAGCACCAGUCAGUGGCCCUGCCUCCGCCGGGCCCUACACCCGCGAAGCUGGCUUCUGGGCCUACUAUGAGAUCUGCACCUUCAUAAAUGGCGCAACAGUUGAGAUGAUUGCAGACCAGAUGGUUCCCUAUGCCUACAGGGGCAAUGAGUGGGUUGGAUUUGACUCCAGGCAGAGCUUUGAGACCAAGGUCCGCUACAUGAAGGACAACAAGUUUGGCGGUGCCUUUGUGUGGGCCCUGGAUCUUGAUGACUUCGCCAACCAGUUCUGUGCUGAGGGCAACCACCCUCUGUUGGGACAUCUGCGCAAACUUCUUGACAUCGUACUACCCCCUCUGCCCCCUACCACCACCCCCAAACCUGGCUCAGUCACCACCACCCGCCCCACCACCACCACCGUCACCACCCACGCCCCUGGGACAGGCUUCUGCAACGGAAAGCCUGAUGGCAUCUACGCCAACCCAGACGACAUCACCACCUUCUACAUGUGCGCCCAUGGCCUCACCCACCUCAAAUCCUGCAGCAAAGGCUCGGUCUUCGACCCCAGCUCCAAGAUCUGCGUGUGGCCUUAAAGUGCGUUGUGAGGAAGUAAGGGUGUGAAUUAGCAUCACUAAUGCCAACGUUGUAUUUACCAACUUUAAAUUUGACUGCAAUUUACUUUUGGAAAAUAAAUAUUUCCACAAUAUGAGGUCAAAAUAACACUAGGAAAUGGUAAAAUGUUAUGAUAAUGCCCUUUAGCGUACACUUGGAAUUUCAGCCUGUUCAGAUGGGAUGGAGUUUUUGGUCCACAACUUGACAUCACAAUCUGAUCUGAUUAUUCUGACCAAUGACCAGUCAUCUUUUAUUUGCAUAUGUAUCCUCCUCCUUGGGGUAAGUUGGGUAGGCUCUAGAUUCUAGACCAUAGAGAUUCCACUAAAUUAGUAUUUUAGUUUCUAACUGUAUGGUCUUGAUGCUCCUAUCCGCCAAUCAGGGCUGUGUAUGUAAAUAUAUUUAAAUUUGUAUCAACACGCCCACAUGACCAGACUGAGUAUUUCAAAUGGAAAAAGAGGCACAGGGAAACAAUAUAUUUAGUUAUUUUAUUAGUUAUAUUCAUGAAAAACACAGUGAUUUAUUAUACAUACAGUGAGGAUUUGAAAAUGUAAUUAAAAAGACUGCAUCAGGGAUUUAAAGAUGCUAUAUUAAACUUUUUGGGUGACCCAACAAAUUCA